CUUGGCUCGACUUCUCCAAAGAUAUUUAGUAAAAUGGCUAGUCGUGCCGUUCCCUGCCUUUGCCUCUUGGCCGUUUCGCUCUCGACGGCUGCCAAUGUCAUCCAGGACGUCGCUCAGGUCGCAGAGUCAGCCACUGAAAAGCCCAAGGGUGGCUAUCCUGAAGGCUGGAAUUUGGUGACGCUGUCGGACAACGGAAAGAAAUACUUUCCGAGAAGAAGGUGAGGGACUGGUGGGUGUCGCUGACGAACGACGGCCGCGCCAAAGACGAAUUCAGGUGGCACGACGGCGAGCGAGUCGCCGUCAACAGCACCCUGUGGAACACGUUGGAGCUGGAGCCGGACCAGUACCUCGAGGGCAGUUCGUGCGCUUACAUCAACACCGAUUCCAGCGUCGGAUUGUGGGACUACUACUGCAUCGACUCGGACCCCAAUUUCCUCUGCGAGUGCACCGCAUUUGGCGCAAUAAUCAAUUCAUCUCGAUUUUUUAAGUCUUAAUUUUUUUUUUUGCUCUUUUUAUCCCUGUCCGAGGACCGGAGGAGCGGGAAGGGCGCGCGCUGCACUAGCACGAAUGCUGAAACCCGGGUCCCAAUAACACCGCGAACGGAUUGAAUGGGCGCACCAGGCCGCACAUUUCAGGGACCCAGCCCACUCAAGGGCCACUUGCCUCCGCACCCCGAGGACUGCAUUGAAACGCUAGACAUUUGAAAUUGAAGAAUUAAUAAUUGUAUUGUAAACAUUUGAACAAAAUUUAAAACUAAUAUUUUUACUUCCUGAAUCAUUACAAAAACUAUAGUAACUUACGUAACUUAACACAAGAACCGUGUAUUGAUUUGAGUAUUCAUGCCCUGUCGGCACCUGUUUUUGAGCAAAAUAAGACGAGAAACAUUUUCCAGUUUUACACACUGUUAAAAAUGUAUUACCAUGAGCAAAUUUUAAAUUUUUAUUAGUUUCCAUUUUGCUCUAUAUAAAUAUUCCACAUAAACUAUUAUCAUUUAAUACCUGCUGCACUUUAGGACAAUAUACUAAAUUGAUAAUAUGAUGUUCUGCAAAUUAAUUCUCGACACGGCAGCUGCGUGGUUUCUAAAUUUACACCAAGGUCAUAGUACGUUUGUUUCGGUUUAUCGCACACACCAGUCAAAAAGCACACGACAUGUCAAAGGCCAGAUCGGAAAUAUUGAUUCGAGAUUGUUUACUGUGUUGGUCCAAAAUCAAUUGAGAAUUGCAUCGAAAGAACGUAAAAAAUGUUAAAUUCGUCAUCAGCAUGACACUCGUCACAUCUCACAAUCAGUCGAGAGCGAGGAGUGAGAACGGUUCCGCGCGUCAUUCUCAAUUUGAGCCCGGCAUAAAGAUAACGAAAUGCUGAAAACAAGGGAUUGACAACACCCACCUUUGAUGAAUGCAAUUCCGGCAAAGAAAAAUAUAAAAAGUUCAGGGGUAAACAGAUUAUUUUUAGGGACGUGUUCCUCGGGCCUUAAAAUGCAGAACACGUCUCUUUUAAAGAUGUCUUUCAACUUUUCCUAAAGAUAAUUUGAGCUCAAAAGUUUUUAGCGGUUUUAUUGUUGGCAGUGAAAGAUUUGGUAAAGAAAAGUAUGUGAACUUAACCUCUGGAAAAAACGAGAUAAACAAACAAGCCAAAAGCGACGAAGGGUCAAACAUAUAUUUUUAUUUAGGCCCUAUCUUUAUUAUUCAUUCCGAAUCUUUUUUACUUGAACCGCUAGCGAUAAAAAGGCAGAGAAGCCGACAAAAAUCAUCAUUUUUCUUCUGCUGCUCUCUUGGUAACUCCUCAUUGCCGUCUCGUAUUUUUAAAAUUAAUAAUCGAUAAAUUUAAAAUUUCCACAGGUACGAAAAUGCGGAUUCUCUCAGUUGCUCUGUUUUUGGGAGUUGUGUCCGCAGAUGCAGACACAAAUCAGAUUGUUUCACAGCUGGCGAAAAAACUGCAGUGCGAACCAAAUCCACUGAAUUUGACCACUUUGGCAAACGGCAAGAAAUACUUUUUCUCCGCUUUUGAAGUGGAUUGGUACGAAGCGAGAAGGUUCUGCGAAAGCAACAAAAUGCACCUGGCAGCACCGAAGACUGUGGAAGAACUCGCGCUUUUCUUCGAGGAAACCAAGAAGGUCACAAGCCAAGCGUGCUGGUGGGUGUGGGCGAUGGCGGCGUCGGCCGGGGGUCGCGAGUCGGGCGAGUUCUGGUGGGGCGACGGCGAGGUGCUGGCCGAAAACAGCGCCCUCUGGUCCGGCGGAGACCCGAACGACGCCAAAAAGGGCAAAAACGUGUGCGUCUACGUCAACAACCAGGCCAACGAGAAGCUCAGGGACUACAGCUGCGCAGAAAUCCAACGCUUCAUUUGCCAACUGCCUCAAUACUGUUAUUAAAAUUUGUAUAGCGUAUAAAAUAAAUGUUUUAUUUGCUACAAUUAAAGAUUGAAAAUUGUUGCAACAACCUACAAGGUGCUUAUUUUUGCUAGCCGACAUUUCGUAGGAAAUAAAUCUAGAAUUUAAUUUAAAUCUUAA
Molecule: messenger RNA, 2509 nt
Organism: Cloeon dipterum
Lineage: Eukaryota; Metazoa; Arthropoda; Insecta; Ephemeroptera; Baetidae
Product: CD209 antigen-like protein E
Exons: 8
Coding region: 1847-2371 (174 amino acids)
Source: RefSeq, a predicted model, not a curated record